Molecule: messenger RNA, 3342 nt
Organism: Rhagoletis pomonella (apple maggot)
Lineage: Eukaryota; Metazoa; Arthropoda; Insecta; Diptera; Tephritidae
Product: dynein heavy chain 5, axonemal-like
Biological process (GO): microtubule-based movement
Cellular component (GO): dynein complex
Molecular function (GO): dynein intermediate chain binding; minus-end-directed microtubule motor activity; dynein light intermediate chain binding
Source: RefSeq, a predicted model, not a curated record
ACACGCGGCCAUUGAAUUGAAUCGCAAAAGCCAAAUGGUUUCGGAGGCCGUGGAGGAGGUGUUGAAUUUGGUUGACAAGGCGACUGAGACAUUCAAGCAAAUCGCCGGCGAUGAUAUUGUCACUUUGUUUGAUGCCUCGCGAAAUCAGACUCAACCAUCAACCGCUCGAAAGGGCGAGGAGGAGAGCGCAGGUGCAGCCGGGUCAAGUGCGGCUGCUGGCAACAAUGAAAACGCCGGCGGCGGAGGUGGGGGCGGUGGCGGCGGCGCUGCCAGCCAGCAGCAGGAUUGGAGCAUUCUAUGGUCUUGUUUUGAGAACCCACUAACUCUCCUCUCGACAACAGAGAGUUUGCCCAAGGGCAUGCAGGAUAUGGUGUGCAAUGCGGUUGUGGAGAUGCGGCGCUACUAUAGCAGAAAGGUAAUCGAUGUGCUGAUUAAGGUAAUACGUGGCGCUUUGGACACCAUCAGGCGUCGCUUUGUCGCCGACGAGAAUGACACCGUACCAAAGAAGCCGAUAUUCGCGCUGCAUGCACAAUUGCAGAUCCCAAUUGUGGUGAUCAAACCUAAUCUGGAUGAGUUGCAGGAGAUACUGAUAACGGCGGGCAAAAAUAUCACUGGCAUUGCCAAAGGCGUGGCGCAGUGGAACAGCGGCAAAGAGCCGCAAGUGUCACUGACGCCGCAACCUCGCGUUGGCCGAAAUCACAACACGGGAAACCGAGCGCGCCGCCGCAAGCUAUAUACGCUAGCCUCCGAAGAGCGCCCGCAAAUGCCGCACAUGUUGAAAUCUUUUUAUGCCGCCAUCAUGGAUAACAAAGAGGUGGCAAAGGCGCUCAAUUUGCUGUCGAAUUGCACCAAGAACAUCAAACCCGAAAUACAAAGCUACAUUAAGCGUUGGAAACCAUAUCAUUUCCUUUGGAAGAACGACCGCACAACGCGCCAACUAAUGGAGUUCGGAUUGCAAGAGUUUGAGACGACGCUGCGUUGCUUGGCCGAGUUGGACGCCAACCUGUUGGUGGAGCCAGAAAUGGAGGUGUUCGGCCAGUGUUUGGCCGUCUACAAUGAACGUCUCAAAUAUGGCUUGGCCAUUGAAAUAAAAUCCUGUAAUCACAAGAUUGGUCAGGCCAUGAAGAAGAAGUACAAAAAGGAGAUGGACUAUGUCUACGCAGUAAUUAACGAAAUGGAUAGAAAGUUAGACAGGCCAAUACGUGAUCUUGACGAUGUGCGAAUGAUCAUGGAAACCUUGGCUAAAAUAAGGGAGCAAGAAGUUGACAUGGAGUUGCGCAUCGAUCCAAUAGAAGAAGCCUUCAAUGUACUCACCCGCUACGAAGUUCAGGUGGAGCGUGAACAAUUCGAUUUGGUAGAUAAUUUGCGAGGCACGUUCCAAAAUCUGUUGGCCUGUGCACUUCAGGCCCAAGUCAAGCUGCUCGAGAUGCAACCGUCCUUUCAGGAUGACCUACGCAAUAAUUUGGAUAAAUUUAAACAAGAUAAGAUACAGUACGUCAACGAAUAUCGCACUGCUGGUCCAAUGCAAGCAGGUCUGACACCACGCGAGGCUUCCGAUCGCUUGAUAUUGUUCCAAAAUCGCUUUGAGGGUAUGUGGCGUCGUCUACAGACAUAUCAAAGUGGUGAAGAGCUAUUUGGUUUGCCACAAACGGAUUAUCCCGAAUUAGGACAGAUUCGAAAAGAGCUAAAUUUGUUGCAGAAACUCUACAAACUGUACAAUGACGUGAUCGACCGCGUCAGCAGCUACUACGACAUACCCUGGAAUGAGGUGGACAUUGAAGAGAUCAACAACGAACUGAUGGAGUUCCAGAAUCGUUGUCGCAAACUCCCGAAAGGGUUGAAGGAAUGGCCAGCUUUCCAUGCACUAAAGAAAACCAUCGACGAUUUCAAUGACAUGUGUCCACUACUGGAGCUGAUGGCGAAUAAGGCAAUGAAGCCGCGCCACUGGCAGCGCAUCAUGGACGUAACAAAAUAUAUUUUCGAGUUUGACUCGGAAGGCUUCUCACUAAAGAACAUCUUGGAAGCGCCGCUGCUGAAACACAAAGAAGACAUUGAAGACAUUUGCAUUAGCGCAAUGAAGGAAAAAGAUAUAGAGGCGAAGCUGAAACAAGUCACCAACGAGUGGUCCGUUCACGAAUUGCAAUUCAUGAGCUUCAAUAAUCGCGGUGAAUUGCUGCUGCGAGGUGAUACAACUGCUGAGACAAUAGGCCAGCUGGAGGACAGUUUGAUGGUACUGGGCUCGUUGCUAUCCAACCGUUACAAUGCACCAUUCCGCAAGCAAAUACAACAGUGGGUUUACGAUCUGUCAAACUCGAACGAGAUUUUGGAACGCUGGCUGCUGGUGCAAAACAUGUGGGUAUAUUUAGAGGCUGUCUUUGUAGGUGGUGACAUCGCUAAGCAGUUGCCGAAAGAAGCUAAACGCUUCUCUAAAAUCGACAAGUCCUGGCAGAAGAUUAUGCAACGCGCUCACGAGACGCCAGGCGUGGUGGCCUGCUGUGUGGGCGAUGAUCUCCUCAAGCAGCUAUUACCGCACUUGCAGGAACAGCUGGAAAUUUGUCAAAAGUCACUUAGCGGCUAUUUAGAGCGAAAGCGUAUGAUGUUUCCACGUUUCUUUUUCGUUUCGGAUCCGGCCCUAUUGGAGAUACUUGGUCAGGCCUCCGAUUCGCACACCAUACAAAACCAUCUGCUAUCAAUUUUCGAUAACACGCGAAAGGUGAAAUUCCAUGACAUCGAGUAUAACAAGAUGAUGGCGAUAAUCUCCAGCGAGGGUGAAAUGAUACAACUGGAUCGCGCUAUUCGUGCUGAGGGUUCUGUCGAGACAUGGCUAACUCAGUUGCUGGUCACAGCACAGCAGUCAUUGCAUUCGAUUAUCCGCACCGCUUAUGCUACAAUUAAUGAUCCAAAUUUCACUUUGUUGGGAUUUUUAGAGAAAGUCCCAGCGCAAAUUGGUCUUUUGGGUAUUCAAAUGAUUUGGACACGCGACGCGGAAAUGGCGCUGAUGCAGGCCAGGCAUGAGAGGAAAGUCAUGUCGGAGACGAAUAAUAAGUUUUUAGAAAUUUUAAAUACGCUUAUUGAUCAGACAACAAGGAAUUUGACAAAGAUGGAGCGCACUAACUUCGAAACCCUAAUUACCAUACAUGUACAUCAACGGGAUAUUUUUGACAUACUGUGUCGCAUGAAUAUUAAGUCGGCAAACGACUUUGAGUGGCUGAAGCAGUGCCGCUUCUAUUUCAAAGAAGACCUGGAUAAAACCUGGAUUUCCGUGACGGACGUUACUUUUACUUAUCAAAAUGAGUACCUGGGCUGUACAGAUCGUCUGGUGAUCACGCCGUUAACAGAUCG